UGCCACUUCUGAAUCUACCCCAUCCUUACAGUCAAUCGUCUCUACCUUCUUGUUGGAAUGUGUGUGCACCGAAGGCUCAUAACCAUGACAACGAAGAAGAAUAGUUCAUCAUCUAUUCAAGCUGUCUACGACCUCUGCAGAGCUACUUUUGCCCCUUCCGCUACCUCUCCCACUUCUAAUGCCAUUCAAAAGCUCUCCUCUUUACUGGGCUGUAUGCAAGAACGAGCGAAGGGAGAAGUUACAAUGUUAUUGCCAGUUUCGCUUUCUAAAGUUGACUCUGUAACCACUGCUUGGGAGAAGAUUCAAUUGGACCUGCCGAUGUUGGGCUUAGUGUUGCCAGCAAAGCAGAUAACAGAGAUGUGCAUAUUUUGUUUCCCUACUUCCUCUGUUAUUCCACUUCAUGAUCACCCUGGCAUGACUGUUUUGAGCAAAGUCUUAUAUGGUUCCUUACAUGUCAAAGCUUAUGACUGGGUAGAGCCAGCUGUCAUCCGAAAAUCAGCAAGACUGGCUAAACUGGCUCAAGAUAAAGUUCUGACUGCUCCAUGCAGUACAACCGUUUUGUAUCCAAAGAGUGGAGGAAAUUUACACUGCUUUACUGCAGUAACUCCUUGUGCUGUACUUGACAUCCUUUCCCCUCCAUAUAAUGAACUUGCUGGAAGGAAAUGUUCAUACUACAGUGACUAUCCCUUCUCUACCUUCUCUGCAAAAAAUGACGUAUCUUCUAUAGAUGGGAAUGAAGAAGACUACUCAUGGCUUGUAGAGGUCAACACACCAGACGACCUCUACAUGUGCUCGGGAACUUAUGCAGGCCCACCUAUUCAAAAGUGAUUGUCGUCCAAAAAAAUCUCUUAUGUUUGAUACAAAGAUAUCAGUAGAUUCACUCGUCGAAGAAUUGCCUUCACGAAAUUUAUUUUCUUCUUCAGUCUUCUUUGUUUUAUUUUUUUCUCAAACGAUAAAAGUAUAUAAAACUUUUUUUUUUUCUCAA
Molecule: messenger RNA, 985 nt
Organism: Striga asiatica
Lineage: Eukaryota; Viridiplantae; Streptophyta; Magnoliopsida; Lamiales; Orobanchaceae
Source: the annotation of a GenBank genome assembly